CGCUUCUCCUCCCCUUGGGCCCCGCGGGCGGGCAGGCGAGCUAGGGAGGCGAGGCAAGGGGUGGCCCUGCCUGGGUGGUCUCCUGCCCCGCCCCCUGCGGCGCCGUCACCUAGCAACGGAUCCGGCAGCCGGGCUGCGGGUAAUUUGCAGCCCCCUCAGCCAAUGGGAGGGCGUCACCCCGGCCCGCUCCUUUUUCUGAGACUCCUGCUGCUUUCCGAGACCGGCAGUCGCCACCUUGAGCUGUGAGGUGCUUCUCAGCCAGCCGGUUCCACCCACACGCGGAGCCCACUCUGGACCACGGCCCACAGAUCCAGCGGGACUUAGCGCCGCGGGCCUGCACCACCCCGCACCGCCGCCCCAGGCUGCUCCUGUGCGUCUGCACCCGCGUCCCACCCGCGACCGCACGUCCGCGACCCCUAGGAAUCCCUAGACGGCACAAGGGGCCGAGCUAGCCUAUGGCCGCGCUCAGAUAACGCAGGUUGGGGGCGUUCGCGCCCCCCCAUCCUCACCAGCAUGGUUCGGCCGCUGUCCCUUGGAGAGCUGCCUCCAAGCUACACACCUACAGCUCGGUCCGCAGCACCUCAGAUCCUAGCUGGAAGCCUGCAGGUCCCUCUCUGGCUUCGUGCUUACUUCCAAGGCCUACUCUUCUCCCUGGGGUGCAGGAUCCAGAGACACUGUGGCAAAGUACUCUUCCUGGGACUGGUAGCCUUCGGGGCUCUGGCACUGGGUCUCCAAGUGGCCGUAAUUGAGACAGACUUGGAGCAGCUUUGGGUAGAAGUGGACAGCCGGGUGAGCCGGGAGCUGCAUUACACCAAGGAGAAACUGGGGGAGGAAGCUGCCUACACCUCUCAGAUGCUGAUUCAGACCGCACGUCAGGAGGGGGGAAGCGUCCUCACCCCCGAGGCCCUGGGCCUGCACCUCCAGGCAGCCCUCACAGCCAGUAAAGUACAAGUGUCACUUUAUGGGAAGUCCUGGGAUCUGAACAAAAUCUGCUACAAGUCAGGCGUUCCGCUUAUUGAAAAUGGAAUGAUUGAGCGGAUGAUUGAGAAGCUGUUUCCAUGUGUGAUCCUCACCCCGCUUGACUGCUUCUGGGAGGGAGCCAAACUCCAAGGAGGCUCUGCUUACUUGCCGGGCCGUCCUGAUAUCCAGUGGACCAACCUGGAUCCCCAGCAGCUGCUAGAGGAGCUGGGCCCCUUCGCCUCUCUGGAAGGCUUCCGGGAGCUGCUAGAGAAAGCACAGGUGGGCCAGGCCUACGUGGGGCGACCUUGUCUGGACCCUGAUGACCAGCACUGCCCUCCCAGUGCCCCCAACUAUCACAGCAGGCAGGCUCCCAAUGUGGCUCGAGAGCUGAGUGGGGGCUGCCAUGGCUUCUCCCACAAGUUCAUGCAUUGGCAAGAGGAACUGCUGCUGGGAGGCACAGCCAGAGAUCUCCAAGGACAGCUGCUGAGGGCAGAAGCCUUGCAGAGCACCUUCCUGCUGAUGAGUCCCCGCCAGCUGUAUGAGCACUUCCGGGGCGACUACCAGACCCACGACAUCGGCUGGAGUGAGGAGCAGGCCAGCACAGUGCUGCAGACCUGGCAGAGGCGCUUUGUGCAGCUAGCCCAGGAGGCUCUGCCUGCCAAUGCAUCCCAGCAGAUCCAUGCCUUCUCCUCCACCAGCCUGGACGAUAUCCUGCUCGAGUUCUCUGAAGUCAGUGCCCCCCGUGUGGUGGGAGGCUAUCUGCUCAUGCUGGCCUAUGCCUGUGUGACCAUGCUACGGUGGGACUGUGCCCAGUCCCAGGGCGCCGUAGGUCUCGCCGGAGUGUUGCUGGUGGCCCUGGCAGUGGCCUCAGGCCUUGGGCUUUGUGCCCUGCUUGGCAUCACUUUCAAUGCUGCUACUACUCAGGUCCUGCCCUUUUUGGCUCUGGGCAUCGGCGUGGAUGACAUAUUCCUGCUGGCUCAUGCCUUCACAAAGGCCCCACCUGACACCCCUCUCCCAGAGCGCACGGGUGAAUGCUUGAGGCGCACGGGCACCAGUGUCGCACUCACGUCCAUCAACAACAUGGUCGCUUUCUUCAUGGCUGUCCUGGUCCCCAUUCCUGCACUGCGGGCAUUCUCCCUCCAGGCAGCCAUAGUGGUGGGCUGCAACUUUGCGGCCGUGAUGCUUGUCUUCCCAGCCAUCCUCAGCCUCGACCUGCGCCGACGCCACCGCCAGCGCCUGGAUGUUCUCUGCUGCUUCUCUAGCCCCUGCUCGGCUCAGGUCAUUCAGAUCCUGCCCCAGGAGCUGGGGGACGGAACAGUACCAGUGGGCGUCGCCCACCUGACGGCCACGGUGCAAGCUUUUACCCACUGCGAAGCCAGCGGCCAGCACGUCGUUACCAUCUUGCCUCCUCAAACCCACCUGAUGGCCCCACCUUCCGACCCACUGGGCCCUGAGCUCUACAGCCCUGGAGGGUCCACACGGGACCUUCUAGGCCAGGAGGAGGGGACAAGGCCGAAGGCAGCCUGCAAGUCCCUGCUCUGUGCCCACUGGACUCUUGCCCAUUUUGCCCGCUAUCGGCUCGCACCCUUACUGCUCCAGACACAAGCCAAGGCCCUGGUGCUGGCGUUCUUUGGGGCACUUUUGGGCCUGAGCCUCUAUGGAGCCACGUUGGUACAAGACGGGCUGGCCCUGACAGAUGUGGUACCUCGGGGCACCAAGGAGCAUGCCUUCCUGAGCGCGCAGCUCAGGUACUUCUCCCUGUACGAGGUGGCCUUGGUGACACAGGGUGGCUUUGACUACGCCCACUCCCAACGCGCCCUCUUGGACCUGCACCAGCGCUUCAGCUCCCUCAAGGCCGUGUUGCCGCCACCCGCCACCCAGGCGCCCCGCACCUGGCUGCACUACUACCGCAGCUGGCUACAAGGUAUCCAGGCGGCCUUUGACCAGGACUGGGCUGCCGGACGCAUUACCCGCCACUCUUACCGCAACGGCUCUGAAGAUGGCGCCCUGGCUUACAAACUGCUCAUCCAAACCGGGAAUGCCCAGGAGCCUCUGGAUUUCAACCAGCUGACCACGAGGAAACUGGUGGACAAGGAGGGACUGAUUCCGCCAGAACUCUUCUACGUGGGGCUGACUGUGUGGGUGAGCAGUGACCCCCUGGGCCUAGCAGCCUCUCAGGCCAACUUCUACCCCCCACCUCCCGAAUGGCUGCACGACAAAUACGAUGUCACCGGGGAGAACCUUCGCAUCCCAGCAGCCCAGCCUCUGGAGUUUGCCCAGUUCCCCUUUCUGUUGCAUGGACUCCAGAAGACUGCAGACUUCGUAGAGGCCAUCGAAGGGGCCCGGGCGGCAUGCACAGAGGCAGGCCAGGCAGGAGUGCAUGCCUACCCCAGUGGCUCCCCGUUCCUCUUCUGGGAGCAGUAUCUGGGGCUGCGGCGCUGCUUCCUGAUGGCGGUCUGCAUCUUGCUGGUGUGCACCUUCCUGGUCUGUGCUCUGCUGUUACUCAAUCCGUGGACAGCCGGCCUCAUAGUGCUGGUCCUGGCGAUGAUGACUGUGGAGCUCUUUGGUAUCAUGGGAUUCCUGGGCAUCAAGCUGAGUGCCAUCCCUGUGGUGAUCCUUGUGGCCUCUGUAGGCAUUGGUGUUGAAUUUACAGUUCACGUGGCUCUGGGCUUCCUGACCACCCAGGGGAGCCGGAACCUGCGGGCUGCUUGCGCUCUGGAGCAGACUUUUGCCCCUGUGACCGAUGGGGCCGUCUCCACGUUGCUGGGUCUGCUCAUGCUUGCUGGCUCCAACUUUGACUUCAUUAUAAGGUACUUCUUCGUGGUGCUGACAGUGCUAACCCUCCUGGGCCUGCUCCAUGGGCUCCUGCUGCUGCCUGUACUGCUGUCCAUCCUGGGCCCCCCACCACAGGUGGUACAGAUAUACAAGGAGAGCCCACAGGUCCUGAGCCCUGCAGCUCCACGGGGAGGCGGGCCCAGGUGGGGCAUGCCCCCCACCCUGCCCCAGAGUUUUGCCAGAGUGACUACCUCCAUGACUGUGGCCCUCCACCCACCACCACUCCCUGGAGCCUACAUCCAGCCAGCCUCCGAGGAGACCACGUAGUCCCCCGCUGCCACCCUGGCUGCUGCCAGCUCUGGCAACCUCAGGACUGGAGGUUAGCCACCGAGGAGGACCGGGUCUAGCCACUGAGUGAAAGAGCAUCUGAAUCGCAGAGACCUCCCCCCCGUGACGUCACUGGGAAGCAAUGGGGGGGGGGAGAUGCACGAUGGACCCCUGGAAGGCCCUGGGGUGCUCUCUGCACCUCCUCCCCUGACUUGGCCACCCCACACUUACACCCAAGAGAACCGCUACUGCUUGGCUGAGAGCGUCCCAACACAUAGGCCUCAGGGGACGUCUGUGUGUCCAGGUUGGGGUGAAAGGCGCAUUCUAGCUGCAGUGCAGCCCGGUCUCGUGCCCCACACAGUCACCUCAGCGGACCAAGCCUGGGGGUGCUUAGCACACUCUCCCAGGCCUGGCCCUUCACUGCUUGGUGACUCCGAAGGAGGCCUUCUGUACCUCUUCCCACCUCCUGCCAUAUAAAUUAUUUAUACGAAGAUGUUUAUUUUUGUAUAUAGAUGCUAUUGCUGCUGAAAGUUUUAUUUUUAAAGAGUAAAAUAUAUUCUAUACAAACUCCUUUCAAAUGACUAUGGUGCUUUUUGUUUUUCAGAUGACUCAUGAAAGUUAGCUAUCCGAGGUCACUUGUGUAGCAUCAGGGCCUGAAAUCCUGGGCUUGUCUAGUUUUGGG
Molecule: messenger RNA, 4744 nt
Organism: Peromyscus maniculatus bairdii (prairie deer mouse)
Lineage: Eukaryota; Metazoa; Chordata; Mammalia; Rodentia; Cricetidae
Gene: Ptch2
Product: patched 2
Biological process (GO): negative regulation of smoothened signaling pathway
Cellular component (GO): plasma membrane
Molecular function (GO): hedgehog receptor activity; hedgehog family protein binding; smoothened binding
Source: RefSeq, a predicted model, not a curated record